This is a messenger RNA of Chlorocebus sabaeus (green monkey), 3875 nucleotides long. RefSeq names its product solute carrier family 27 member 4 (gene SLC27A4). Gene Ontology annotation, biological process: medium-chain fatty acid transport; long-chain fatty acid import into cell; long-chain fatty acid metabolic process. Gene Ontology annotation, molecular function: oleoyl-CoA ligase activity; long-chain fatty acid transmembrane transporter activity. The record is from RefSeq and is a predicted model, not a curated record. NCBI's taxonomy places the organism in Eukaryota, Metazoa, Chordata, Mammalia, Primates, Cercopithecidae. Gene Ontology annotation, cellular component: plasma membrane; endoplasmic reticulum membrane.
ACCAUGUUGGCCGGGAUGGUCUUGAUCUCUUGACCUCGUGUUCUUCCGCCCACCUUGGCCUCCCAAAGUGCUGGGAUUACAGGCAUGAGCCACCACACCCGGCCAACUCCUCCCUGUUUUCCAGCAGAGGACUUAGGGCCUGACCCAAUGUCCGGUGGUACUGCUUUGGUUUCUCCAGUGUGACAAGCCUGACUGAAGGAGAGCAGGUGGCUGGUCACCAGCACCCUCCGGCUAACUCUCACCUGCCCACUCGUAUAUGACCUCAGUAGUUGAUGUGGAAGUACUCAUGUUUAUACUCACGGAUCCUGGUGUGGAUAAGACGGAGACUUGCUCUGUCGCCCAGGCUGGAGUGCGUGGCACAAUCUCAGCUUACUGCAACCUCCGCCUCCCAGGUUCAAGCAAUUCUCCUGCCUCAGCCUCCGAGGGAUCUAUUCCAAGUGGCAAUUGUGGAUGCCUGACAUGGUUAAUUAACAAGAAACCAAUUUUUCAGAGGCCAAGAGUCCCAACAGGGCCAAGAAUCUGGCUGCUUGCCUAUGGCUCUGCAGGUGGCAUGACAAAUAAGGGCAUAGGUUUAUGGGUUAACUGAUUUACCGCAGGGACCAGAGAUCAUAGAUGGUGAAGUUAACUAAGGGCCUCCAAAUCCGUGUCCUUUGUGCCAACAGGUGUGCCAGGCUGCUCACAAGACACCAUGAUAUGAGAAAGGAUUCCUCUUAGUCACCCGGACACCAGGUUUAUGGCUGUGUCGCAGCAAAGUUGGGUGUGAUUUAUUAUUUUCUUUAUGAACUUUAUUAUAUAGGUCCUGGAGUCCUCAAAACACGCAGGUGGAAGUCAGGGAGUAGGAGCCAUCAAAAUUCGACCCUGGUGGGACUCGAACCCACAACCUUUGAGUGACCACACCAGAGCUCAAGCUAGAAGUCCAAUGCCCUAUCCAUUGCGCCACAGAGCCGGCUGCGGAGUGCAACCGCCCCGCUCACCUCUGCCUGAAAUCGCCGCUUUAGCGAGCUUCUAGGGGCUGCUAAUGCUCCUCGCGCUCCCUACUCUGCUGCAACCGGGCCGCAUCUGGACGGGGCGUCGCGCGGCGGAGCCGACGCCAGAACAGGAAAACCCGGAGAAAAACAGCCCCAUCAGAUGUCCCCUUGAGCAAGUCCUCAAAGAUCCAGGAAUAGAAUCCAAGAGUCCUAGCUUAGCCCAGCCCCUGAAGCACAGCCACAAUGCUGCUUGGAGCCUCUCUAGUGGGGGUGCUGCUGUUCUCCAAGCUGGUGCUGAAACUGCCCUGGACCCAGGUGGGAUUUUCCCUGCUGUUCCUCUACUUGGGAUCUGGAGGCUGGCGCUUCAUCCGGGUCUUCAUCAAAACCAUCAGGCGCGAUAUUUUUGGCGGCUUAGUGCUCCUGAAGGUGAAGGCGAAGGUGCGACAGUGCCUGCGGGAACGGCGGACGGUGCCCAUUUUGUUUGCCUCUACCGUUCGGCGCCACCCCGACAAGACGGCCCUGAUCUUCGAGGGCACAGAUACCCACUGGACCUUCCGCCAGCUGGAUGAGUACUCGAGCAGUGUAGCCAACUUCCUGCAGGCCCGGGGCCUGGCCUCGGGGGAUGUGGCUGCCAUCUUCAUGGAGAACCGCAAUGAGUUCGUGGGCCUAUGGCUGGGCAUGGCCAAGCUCGGUGUGGAGGCGGCCCUCAUCAACACCAACCUGCGGCGGGAUGCCCUGCUCCACUGCCUCACCACCUCACGUGCACGGGCCCUUGUCUUUGGCAGCGAAAUGGCCUCAGCCAUCUGUGAGAUCCAUGCCAGCCUGGACCCCUCGCUCAGCCUCUUCUGCUCUGGCUCCUGGGAGCCCAAUGCGGUGCCUACAAGCACAGAACACCUGGACCCUCUGCUGGAAGAUGCUCCCAAGCACCUGCCCAGUUGCCCUGACAAGGGCUUCACAGAUAAACUGUUCUACAUCUACACAUCGGGCACCACAGGGCUGCCCAAGGCCGCCAUCGUGGUGCACAGCAGGUAUUACCGCAUGGCUGCCCUGGUGUACUAUGGAUUCCGCAUGCGGCCCAAUGACAUCAUCUAUGACUGCCUCCCCCUCUACCACUCAGCAGGAAACAUCGUGGGAAUCGGGCAGUGCCUGCUGCAUGGCAUGACGGUGGUGAUUCGGAAGAAGUUCUCAGCCUCCCGGUUCUGGGAUGAUUGUAUCAAGUACAAAUGCACGAUUGUGCAGUACAUUGGUGAACUGUGCCGCUACCUCCUGAACCAGCCACCGCGGGAGGCAGAAAACCAGCACCAGGUUCGCAUGGCACUAGGCAACGGCCUCCGGCAGUCCAUCUGGACCAACUUCUCCAGCCGCUUCCACAUACCCCAGGUGGCUGAGUUCUAUGGGGCCACGGAGUGCAACUGUAGCCUGGGCAACUUCGACAGCCAGGUGGGGGCCUGUGGCUUCAACAGCCGCAUCCUGUCCUUCGUGUACCCCAUCCGGUUGGUACGUGUCAACGAGGACACCAUGGAGCUGAUCCGGGGGCCCGAUGGCAUCUGCAUUCCCUGCCAGCCAGGUGAGCCAGGCCAGCUGGUGGGCCGCAUCAUCCAGAAAGACCCCCUGCGCCGCUUCGAUGGCUACCUCAACCAGGGCGCCAACAACAAGAAGAUUGCCAAGGAUGUCUUCAAGAAGGGGGACCAGGCCUACCUUACUGGUGAUGUGCUGGUGAUGGACGAGCUGGGCUACCUGUACUUCCGAGACCGCACUGGGGACACGUUCCGCUGGAAAGGUGAGAACGUGUCCACCACCGAGGUGGAAGGCACACUCAGCCGCCUGCUGGACAUGGCUGACGUGGCCGUGUAUGGUGUCGAGGUGCCAGGAACCGAGGGCCGGGCCGGAAUGGCUGCCGUGGCCAGCCCCACUGGCAACUGUGACCUGGAGCGCUUUGCUCAGGACUUGGAGAAGGAACUGCCCCUGUAUGCGCGCCCCAUCUUCCUGCGCAUCCUGCCUGAGCUGCACAAAACAGGGACCUACAAGUUGCAGAAGACAGAGCUACGGAAGGAGGGCUUUGACCCGGCUAUCGUGAAAGACCCGCUGUUCUAUCUAGAUGCCCGGAAGGGCCGCUACGUCCCAUUGGACCAAGAGGCCUACAGCCGCAUCCAGGCAGGCGAGGAGAAGCUGUGAUUCCCCCCAUCCCUCUGAGGGCCGGUGGAUGCUGGAUCCGGAGCCCCAGGUUCCGCCCCAGAGGGGUCCCGGACAAGGCCAGACCAAAGCAAGCGGGGCCUGGCACCUCCAUCCUGAGGUGUUGCCCCCUCCAUCCAAAACUGCCAAGUGACUCACUGCCUCCCCAACCUUUCCAGAGGCUUUCUGUGAAAGUCUCAUGUCCAAGUUAACGUCUUCUGGGCAGGGCAGGCCCUCUGAUUCCCAGGCUGAGACUGACGGGUCUUCUCAGGAUGAUGUCUUGGGUCAGGGUAGGGAGAGGACAAGGGGUCACCAAGCCCUUCCUAGAAAGCAGGGAGCUUAUAAAUGGAACCAGGGUAGAAGUCCCCAGACUCAGGAAGUCAACAGAGUGGUCAAGGACAGUGGUCACAUCCAUCCGGUGGCCAAAGAGAAUUGUAGCCCCAGAGCUGCCCAAGUUCACUGGGCUCCACCCCCACCUCCAGGAGGGGAGGAGAGGACCGGACAUCUAUAGGUGGCCCCUGAUGCCCAUCUACAGUAGGAGGUCAGGACCGCGCUCCUGGUCUCUCCCCACUCCCCAUCCUCCUCCCUGGAUGGCUGCCUGGCUGUCCCUCAGGCAUAGCUUUUCAGUCCUUACGGGUCUAUGUCACCUCCAUGUCAGUCUUGGCCUGGCUAUGAGAGAAGGAGGAAUGGGGGAGGGGGCUCAGGGGCCAAUAAAUUCUGCCUUGAGUCCUCCUA